Messenger RNA from Nylanderia fulva, 1135 nucleotides. RefSeq lists its product as uncharacterized. The record is from RefSeq and is a predicted model, not a curated record. Lineage: Eukaryota; Metazoa; Arthropoda; Insecta; Hymenoptera; Formicidae.
ACAGCACAGCCGCCGGUUUUUUUAACACGCCGCCAUAUCGCGGCGAAUGCGCAUUUCAGAUGACAGAUGACAGAUCGUCUCUGCAGCAUCUGCCGACUGGAGAUGAUUCGAUCAAAUGGCGAUUGCUUUGUAUUUUUUUAUGAGUUUUAAUGUGUCUCGAUAUAUUUAUACAGAGCAUAUUAGCUCCUUCGAGAUUAUAGCAUAAUUAGGGGACCAUCAUUUGUACACUUUCGGCACUUUUUUCUUCCUCCGCGAAGCUAAAAUAUCAAAACAGCUGUUUUUUUUUCUCAAGUGCGACUCUAAAACAGAAAAAAUAUAUUUACAUAUAUGCAAAUCGAAAAACUUCUGAUGUGGGGAGGGGAACAAACGUCAAAUAAUCCGCAAUUGCAAGUGUAUCUCUGCACUUUGAUGCGAUUGAACUUUAAACUUGUUUAUCUUUUACUUUUGUCUCGCUCGGACGAUGCAUAUUAAUUAAACGCGAACAAAAGUUACUGCGCUCUACUGCACGAUCGUCGCGAGUGCAUGUUGAUUAAUUCAAUCCUUAUUUAGUUUAAUGACCAGUGUAAAUAGGAUACGUACAAUGGUAUUUCGUAAGCAACGAUAACGCAGUCAUUACGCGUUAGCAAGGAUGUCCCUGUCUUUAAGAGACCAGUUGAGGAGUGAUGGUUUGCAAACGAUAGAUACACAAAAUAUGUCCAAUUCUGUAAUUGAAAGAAACAAAAGUAUUAUAACAAAGUUUCCAUUUCCUGUCUAUAAUAGAUUCCAUCAAAACUGGCGUAUAGAUCCUGAAAUGUCAAGACAUUAUUGGACUGCAUCUUUCUUUUUACCGAUUGGAUCGAUUUUUAUUCUUGGUGUAGUCGUUUUGCUUAUGGUAUUGUUCAAAAGAUGUCCACAUACAGUAGCUGCAAUUGUUGCUGCAAUCCUUGCCAUCAUUAUCAUAGUGACAGUUGUGGUAUCGCUUAAUCAUGAGCCAAUUUAUACUUAAUAUGUUUAAGCCAAAUAAUUACCGACUGUUAUAUAGAAUAAAUCUUUCUCUAAUUAUAUACAUUAAACUAUGAGAGUACAGAACUGAUCAAAUAUUAAUGAAUUUUGUAUCAAUUGUAUACAUUGAAUAAAUAGAUUCUACUUACUACUA